AUGGCGGCGAUAUAUAAACCUACGGAAGCGAUACAGCUUCUUCGACCAGUCACUAAACGACCAAUUAGCUUUCAGCGAAGACGGGCGGCGCGCGUAGCAUUCUCUACUUCCCGGCCCACACAAUCAACACAAACGAGCAAAGGUCCUCUGGAACCCAAGAGAAGAGCAGUCACAAUCGCCAAUGACACGGGUGCAGUACGCUGGAGCGAACUCUCGCCCGGGGAGAAGGCAUCGCGGACGGUCCAGCAGUCAAUGAACCUCUCUAUAGUCGUGGCCGGCAUUGUCAUGACAGUAGGCAUUCUUUACAUCCCUUCCAUUAUCUUGACUUACACAAUCAAGUGCGGCGUAGGCUACUUCCUCUUCUCCGACGUUUUCAGCCCCGACUCCAAAACCGCGCACUUCAACCGCGCAACAACCGCCAUCCGCACCUCUCCCGAAUGCCAGCGCCUGCUCGGCCCCGGCAGUGAAAUCGCCGCUCACGGCGAAGCCUCCUGGAGCCGCUGGGCGCGCAACCGCUACAUCACCUCCAGCACGGAAACAGAUAAGUGGGGCACCGAGCACUUACGGUUUAGAUUUUACGUGGAGGGACCGCUGGGACAGGGUGUGGUCCAUGUACAUCUGACGAAGAGGCCCAGUCAGAACGAGUACGAGUAUCACACAUUGGCGGUGGAUGUGAAGGGGCAUCAGAGGGUGUAUUUGGAGAAUGCGGAUGAAAAGACAGGGGGGAAGGUUGCGCCGAAGAUUUUUGGGGCGCGGUGGUGGUGA
Messenger RNA from Didymosphaeria variabile, 765 nucleotides. It is a transcript of the gene TIM21, whose product is annotated as mitochondrial import inner membrane translocase subunit tim21. NCBI's taxonomy places the organism in Eukaryota, Fungi, Ascomycota, Dothideomycetes, Pleosporales, Didymosphaeriaceae. Gene Ontology annotation, cellular component: TIM23 mitochondrial import inner membrane translocase complex. The transcript has a single exon. Gene Ontology annotation, biological process: protein import into mitochondrial matrix. Bases 1 to 765 code for a protein of 254 amino acids. The record is from RefSeq and is a predicted model, not a curated record.